This is a messenger RNA of Drosophila rhopaloa, 1635 nucleotides long. RefSeq names its product trichohyalin-like. The transcript has 3 exons. NCBI's taxonomy places the organism in Eukaryota, Metazoa, Arthropoda, Insecta, Diptera, Drosophilidae. The record is from RefSeq and is a predicted model, not a curated record. The coding region runs from base 1 to 1635 and encodes 544 amino acids.
AUGCCUCGUGUAUCACGCUUGUCCCAGGAGCAACGCCGCCAAGCUGCUUUAAGCCACAGUAGAGCCCGCUAUGAACGGAAUGCGUCCCAAAUAAGAGCUCGGAACUCUCAACAUAUCGCCGAUGCUCGCGACAAUAACCCUAACUUUCGGGAGGAAAGUCGUGCUCAGGAUUCCGCUGCACGCGCGCAGCGGAGAAGAAGCGAAAGGGUUCGCAACCUUGAACGGAUUCGGGACGCACAAGCUCAUUCAACUCGUCGGGAGGACUCUGAGGAACGAAGACAAGAGCAGUUGCGAAACACUGCUGACCAUGCGUCUCAGAGGACUAACCCAGAAAUACGUUCUGUAGAGCGUAUUCAGGAUGCUGCAAGACGUUCGAAUCGUCGACAGGACUCUGAGUACCGAAAUCCUGAACGGGUGCGGGACGCCGCAGCGCGUACUAUUCGGCGAGAAGACACCGAGGAGCGGCGACAAGAGCAGGUGCAAAAUACUGCUGACCAUGCCACUCGGAGGAACAAUCCUGAAUUUCGAAUUUCAGAGCGGAUUCGGGACGCCGCAGCACGAGCUGCUCAUCGCGAGGACCCAGAGGAACGUGCAAGGGAACAGGAAAGGAACACUGGAGAGCACCGACAGCGACGAAGGGAUAUGGAAGACAGGCAGCGAGAACGGGAAAGGGACGCCGAUAACAGGAGAGCAACCAGGAGAAAUCCCAUCGCUAGAUCACAGGAGCAACGGAUAAACACAUCACAACGCCGGGAAACACGACAACAGCGGAGGAUUCGGGAAGAACAAAUUCGGCAAAUGGCAGAGGAUCGAUUAUUAAACUUUAGGAUGGACUCACAAAAUCGACUGGAUGCCUCCCAAAGGCAGUCGCAAAGAAACAUGGACGCAAGAGCUCAACUUUCGGAGGAUGAACUGGAACAGGAACGAGGACAACAGCGAAAUAGGAUUCGAUCAUCAGCGAGGGAUCUGUACCACAGGAACAUUAAGGAAGGCCCAACGGCUAUUUGUAUUUGCUGUGGAGGAACAUGGUUCCGUUCGCAGUUGGAAGGAAUUUGUUUAGCAGAUUUCGCAGCUUGGUACAGAUUUGUCAAGCGGAAUGCACGAUCUGCCGCUAAUCAUAGGGAAGACUAUGAUGAAGCAAAUGAUGUGGAGGUAGAUGACGAAGAUGAAGUUGCUGAGCAAAGUUAUCCACUGAUGGAUGGGUCUGGCUGCGUUAAGAAACGUAGGCAUCCCCUGAUUCUAAGGUGGGUUCGCUUUAGUAUUAACUCUUCACCUUCCGAUUAUUUCCGAGAGCAUUUAAUGCUCUUCUAUCCUUGGCGAAAUGAAGAAGCUGAACUUCUUUCCAACGACAUUGAAAACACAUUCCGAGUAAACCAUGAAUCCAUUAAGACAAUGAAAAGGAACUAUGAUGUGUUUGAUGAUAUGGAGUUAGAAAGAGUUCUGGAAGAUUUGCAAGAGGAUAGGGGAGAUAAUGCUCCUGAUGCGGAAGAACCUGCCUCCCAAUUUUUAGACGAAGAGUUUAGAGCUUUGGCAGUUCCAAAUAUAGAGCGGAACGUAAAUAUUCUUCAGGAUGACAAUGCGAUAAACAACCCUGAAGAAGACGGCGAACUUCAAUUAAUUAGACUCCCCCGUUAG